This is a messenger RNA of Lolium perenne, 1531 nucleotides long. Its product is annotated as strigolactones hydrolase CXE15-like. Gene Ontology annotation, molecular function: hydrolase activity. Lineage: Eukaryota; Viridiplantae; Streptophyta; Magnoliopsida; Poales; Poaceae. The record is from RefSeq and is a predicted model, not a curated record.
CGUCACCGCAAGCUGCUUGAGCUGGAGCUGCAGAUCUGCCGCACUUGGACACCGGCAGUCCAAAGACCCCAAGCAAAAAAUAAACCAGCAAAAGGUGUCGUUCCUGCUGUGUGGCACAGCUACCGCCAUCUCUGUUCCUCCCGGCGAUCGAUCGCCGCUGCGAUGCAGCGCUGGCUUCCGGCCCUGCUCCGUCGCGCGGCUGGCGCGAAUGGAGACAGAGCCCCCGCCCGCCGGUGGCUCUCGUCCUCAUCCUCCCGCCUCUUUCAUGGCACCCAGGAGCAGAAGAUCGGCAGCAAGCUGCGCGUCAUGGGGCUGCCGGUGGACAACUCGGAGGCGCCCCGGCCACACGUCGUGGAGGACUGCCGCGGCGUGCUGCAGCUGCUGAGCGACGGGACCAUCGUCCGGUCCUCGGCCGCGGCCUACACGGUGGAGGACCGCGACGACGGGCGCGUCGAGUGGAGGGACGCCGUGUACGACUCAGCCCGUGGCCUCGGCGUGCGCAUGUACAGGCCGCGCCUGCGAGAAGGGAAGGGGCGGCGGCUGCCUGUGCUGGCCUACUUCCACGGCGGCGGCUUCUGCAUCGGCAGCUACACCUGGCCCGGCUCCCACGCCUGCUGCCUCCGCUUCGCCGACGAGCUUCCCGCCGUCGUGCUCUCCUUCGACUACCGCCUCGCGCCGGAGCACCGCAUCCCGGCAGCCCACGAGGACGCCGCCACCGCCCUCCUCUGGCUCCGCGACCGGCUACUCGACAAUGCUGAUGACGGCGACGACGUCCACGCCUGGCUCGCCGAUGCCGGCGCCGAUCCGGGGAGGCUGUUCGUGUCCGGCGACUCCGCCGGCGGUAACAUGACUCACCACGUGGCCACGCGGUUCAAGGCGGAGGGGCUCAGCCCGGCCAAGAUAUCCGGGUACGUCCUGCUCAUCCCGGCGUUCGACUCCAAGACGCCGACCCAGUCCGAGCUGCUCUCUGCGGGCACCGCAGUCCUGAGCCGCGAGGUUGCCGAGCGGUACAGCCGGCUCGCUCUGCCGGUCGGUGCUAACAAGGACCACCCGAUGCUGAACCCGCUCGGGCCGGACAGCCCGAGCCUGGAAGCCGUCGGCGGCCGCAUGCUCGUCGUCGUCGGCGGCGACGACAUGCUCAAGGACAACCAGGUGCGGUACGUGGAGCAGAUGAAGGCUGUGGGUAACGACGUGGAGCUCGUGGUGUUCGCCGGAAAGGAGCACGGAUUCUUCUCGAGGAACCCGUGGUCGGAGACGGGCACCGAGGUCGUCCGAGCCGUCGGGCGGUUCAUCCACAGAGACGCUGCCGAUUCUCACGAUAUUAAUUAAUGUGUUGUAAUAUUAUUGUAAUCUCGGCCAGGACCAUGAGUGGCAGUCUGGCAGAUCGAGCGGGCCGAGGAUUGCAGGCAGCACCAGGCGACCACCAGUGCUCUGCCCAGAUCUGGAGAAAUGCAGAGCCUGGAACGCGUUUUGUUCUUUCAAACUUUAGAGCAAGUAAUAAAGCUGACUCAGCAAGCUAUAACAAUUAAAA